AUGCAUCCUCUGAUUCUCCUAUCCUUGGCCGUGGGCUUCUCCCAGGCCUACACUGUUACCAAUGUAGAUCAUUUCAUGUUAAAAAACAUUGACCCUCUGGUGAUUCCCGGCAAAUAUGCCAGUCAUAUGCAUGAUUUCUUUGGCUCAGAUGCUAUCAAUGUGAGCACCAAGACCUCUUCUGAGUUGCAGGGCGGCUGCACCACAGCCGAAAACCUCGAUGAUUUCUCAGCAUAUUGGGUCCCGACACUCUACCAUGUGAAUGGAUCGAAUUAUACCGCAAUCAAGCCUUACCGAUUCAGUGCCUACUACAAGGAGCUCGAUAGCGCCGAAAUCCCAAUCCCUCAAAAUCUCAAGCUCCUAGCGGGAAACGUGAGCGCAACGUCCCCUCAUCAGCUCGACAAGAACGCCGGUGUCCAGUGGUUCUGUGACGGCGGGGAAGAAGAAGGGGACUCGGAAGACGACACGGACGAUGCAGCGUUCCCCACCAGGACGUGCAAGGAGCAUCUGCAAGGACUCCUACUCUUCCCGGACUGCGCGAGCCCAAAAACUCUGGAGUACGCUUAUUCGGCCAAUCCGAACUGGGUGGGUGGCUAUGGCGAAAACCGCUGCCCGAUUGGCAUGUAUCGGAUUCCUCGUUUGCGCUUCUCUAUCCGUUAUGACCUGCGGUCCAUUCUUCCGGAUGGUUGGUCUGGAGCUCCUCCAGUGAAGCUUUCUUGUAGUGGCUCGUAUUGUAUGCAUGGAGACUUUAUCAACGGGUGGCUUCCAGAGGCUGCGGAGAAUAUGGUGAAGGACGCGCCGUCUAAUGAUCGCGAGUACUUCCGUGUCCAUGGUCCUAAAGCCGAGGACGAUCAGGGCUCUGAGUUUGACGCCCAGGACGCUGACCCCAGCCACGGCACAAGUGACUACUGGACGAGUGUGAGGAUGAUGGGCGCGAGUCGGAAUUCGACGAUGUUGAGAAGACAUUCAGCAUAUCAUCGUUUGAGGUUGUAA
Aspergillus glaucus CBS 516.65 is the source of this 990-nucleotide messenger RNA. RefSeq names its product DUF1996 domain-containing protein. The record is from RefSeq and is a predicted model, not a curated record. Lineage: Eukaryota; Fungi; Ascomycota; Eurotiomycetes; Eurotiales; Aspergillaceae. Bases 1 to 990 code for a protein of 329 amino acids. The transcript has 2 exons.